Cheilinus undulatus (humphead wrasse) is the source of this 3583-nucleotide messenger RNA. RefSeq names its product post-GPI attachment to proteins phospholipase 3 (gene pgap3). Lineage: Eukaryota; Metazoa; Chordata; Actinopteri; Labriformes; Labridae. Gene Ontology annotation, molecular function: hydrolase activity, acting on ester bonds. Bases 142 to 1194 code for a protein of 350 amino acids. Gene Ontology annotation, biological process: GPI anchor biosynthetic process. The transcript has 8 exons. The record is from RefSeq and is a predicted model, not a curated record. Gene Ontology annotation, cellular component: endoplasmic reticulum membrane.
UUGACCCUGAUAAGAGUGCAGCGGAGGGAGGGACCAGUGGGCAAACAGCACUACAACAGCUUACCAUCCCAGGCCCGGUUUGUCAACACCAACCCAGAAUGGCAGUCUGGUAAUGUGGAACAUCGGCUGUGGAGGCCCCCGAUGCCGCUGUCGUCCCGCCGUGCCUUCAUGAGCUCUGACGGGCUGAGACCCAUCAUCAUGGCCUCAGCGAUACCCCGCUGCACAUCUGUCAGACUCCCCGCUGUGGCCACUUUCGCCUUGCUCCUGGUGUCGGCGACCACUGUACAGUCCUCUCAAGGCGACAAAGAGCCAGUUUACCGGGACUGUGUGAAGCAGUGUGUCCGUACCAACUGCACCGGAUCUCGGCUCCGUGGUUUUCAGUCCGCCCAGCCACAGUACAUGGCGCUGACAGGUUGGACAUGUCGGGACGACUGUCGCUACGAAUGCAUGUGGACCACCGUGGGCCUUUACCAGGCUGAGGGGUACAGGGUUCCACAGUUCCAUGGCAAGUGGCCGUUUGCACGCUUCCUGUGCUUUGAGGAGCCAGCUUCUGCCCUGGCCUCUCUACUUAAUGGUCUGGCUUGCCUUCUCAUGCUGCUGCGCUAUCGGAGCACGGUGCCACGUCAAAGCCCCAUGUACCACACCAUCAACGCCUUCUCAUUGGUAUCUCUUAACGCCUGGUUCUGGUCUACUGUGUUUCACACCAGGGACACCUAUCUCACCGAGAAAAUGGACUAUUUCUGUGCCACUGCAGUCAUUCUGUACUCAAUCUACUUAUGCUGUGUCAGAACUCUGGGUCUGAGGCGGCCUGCGGUGUCGAGCAUGGUGGGAGUCCUCCUCAUCUUGGCCUUUACCUCGCAUGUGUCCUAUUUGACCUUUGUCAGUUUUGAUUAUGGCUACAACAUGGCUGCAAACUGCACCAUUGGCAUGGUGAACCUCCUGUGGUGGUUGUGCUGGUGCUGGCAGAACAGGCGAACUCUCCCUUAUUGGUGGAAAUGCGGCCUGGUGGUGCUGCUGCUUCACGGUCUGGCCCUGCUGGAGCUCCUCGACUUCCCCCCUCUGCUCUGGAUCCUGGACGCUCACGCCGUGUGGCACCUCAGCACCAUACCCGUGCACUUCCUCUUCUACAGUUUCCUCAUAGACGACAGCCUCUACUUAUUAAACACAGAGAAGAUGGGCGUCAAAGUCGAGUAGGAGGAGCUGGCUGCCUCUUCACCAAGCCCACUUUCUUGCACCUCUCCCAUCAGGGCAGUUGGACAGCUGAACACGGACUUAAAUCAGCCUGCCAGAUGACAUGCAUGACUUCCAUCAGAGUAGAAUUUGUUUACACUUUUUUUAAUUUAUUUAUUUGGAAAGGGGGAGGGUGUUGUUCUCUAUUUUAUUCCUAUGAUUAAUGCUUGCUAUGUUUCACUUUGCCGUGCUCUACACGUCUUUCACCAUCCAUCAUUUCUGCAAAAACAUCAAGGAAAAAUUUUUUCCCCCUCCACUUCCUUCUUCUAAAUUGACCCUGUAAACCCUUAAAUCUCACUCACAAAGUCCUGGAAGUCCAGCAGGAGAGGCAGUUUUCUGCAGCUGACAAUAGAUGGCACCAGUUCCCUUCCCUGGCCAUCAUAACCCUCUCUGUGUGCUGUGUGCUAGCAUCAGUCUGAGCCAGAAAUGGACUGAUGGGCACAGAGAGGUGGCCCUUGUGAAUGGGGCUAGAUUGUUCUAGAGAAAAAGGGUGAAGGGGCGGGAAUAUGUUUGGAGGCCAUUCUAGCUGACUGUUUAUUUUUUUCUUUUCUCACAUCACACCUUUUUUCUUUUUGUGCCUGUGUUGUUUCCACCGCUGGUUUUGUUUCUCCUUGUUUUCAUCAGCUGCCUUGGCUGUUUUAAUUUGUCCUUGGUGACCAAUUUGUGCUUUACUCUGUGGACAGUUUUACUUUGAUGACUUGUAUUUAAAAGUUGGGUGGGACAUGCCUGAUGAUCAGAAGUAGAAGUGUUAUUUUUAAUCACCUGGAUUGCCUUUAAGAGGAAGGAAAAGGAGAAAGUGUCUGAAGUUGGAAAAAUAAGCUGUGACCGGGAGCAGUAUUCAGAGGGGCUCAUAUGAAAAGGAAGGGUUUUAACUUGGUUCAGCAUUAAUUACUCACAUUAUUUGGAUUUGUUAAUAUUUUCCAGACACGCACAAGCACCUGCCCAAACAUUCAAAAAACGCUCCCUCCAUGUCUGCCUUACACACUGAAAUACAAUCUGCAUGUAACCUCGUUUUUUUUUUUUUUUGUUUUGUUUUUUUUUUGUUUUUUUUUAAAGUCAAAUCUCCUAAAAAUACCAGGAUCCAUACCAUGUAUGUCUUCAUCCCUCGGAGCUUUCCUCUCAUAUGUGCACUUUACAAGUGUUUGCGUAUAUUUACACGCAUAUUUUCAUAUGGAACUCUUCCCACACCUUUGUAUCUCGAUGUGAGAUUUGAACAAAGACCAGUGUGUGUACACGUUGCCUUGACACGACAUUGUUUUGGGUUUUUUGUCACUAUGAACUGGAUGACUGCAUGUGAGAGGGGGCUGGAUUGUGCUGGGCCCUUUUGUAAAACUACUGAGUGUGUGAAUGUAUACUAUAUAUAUGUUUUCUAGAGUUUUGCUGUGUGGAUGUGUGUGGGAUGAGAGGGGUAAAUUUAGCUUUGCUGACAGCCCAGGAUGAGGGUGGGAGGCAGAGGACAAGAACAGGGCAAGGUUAAAAGGUUUGGUUAGCAAAAAAAAAAUCCUGAAAUCACAGCAGAGAUAACUCCUAAACAUGAUAUUUAUCAUAAGCAACCAAAGUAUCUAAAUCUGUUUUAAAAGGUCAAAACAGUAGCUAAACAUUGAAACUAUUAAUUUGAAAUAUUUAACUUGGUUAAUUUAAAAUAUUUAACUUGGUUUUCAUUUCACUGGUAUUUGUUAAAAUAAUUUGACAAAUGCUUGUAAAACAAACGUCAAUUUUUGCUCUGUAAAUCGUUAAAAUGUCUGUUUCCUUCUUCCUUUACUGAUAACUACAUCCCUCACUCAUCUGCUGCCCCCUGCCUGCUGCCCUGUGCACCAUCACCUCUUAUACUCAGUGCACUUUCCUUCACCUCAUCAAGUAUUUGACCAAAAUAAAAGAUAUACAAAAAAAAGGAAAGAAAAGGAACAAAUAAAGGUGUUCUUUGUUAUAAAGGAAUUUGCCUCAGUUAUGCUCUUUUUUCAUCAGCUUGAGACAUGUUUAAGAAUUAGUACUCCUGCUCAUCAGUUAUCUGUUGCAUUUUUCUAAAAGCUGUAGACAAGAGGAUUAAUUGAUGCACUUUCUGACACAGACUAAGAAAAUGAGAUGACCUUGCCUUUUCAUAUCAGCAGAAUAAAAAGACUUUGGUUACUGUUUAAUAUUAGUAUUUAUUAAUCUACGCUUCCAUUUAUGAAAUAGUUUUUAGUCAGGGACACUCUUGUCAUAAAUCUAACCAUUUUAUUGCAAAAUGGAUAUACAGUUUUACCGUAGGGGUCCCCAAUGGCUGGCCAGCUUUAAACAGCAGCAGCUGUCAAAAUGUGCAAAGUUUACAAUGACAGUGGGAAACCCCCCUAAGGGGGCCCCCUCUGCUGGCACC